UUCAUUUCCCUACACCCCGUAACAAACUAAUUGGAUUUAUGUGUAUCAAUAUGAUGAGUUUUCUUCCAAAGAUGAUGAUCGUCCUCAUUUUUUUUGAAAUGUUUUUUAAUGUUGCCACUUCGCAAAAUGAAAGUAUUCAUAUAAAUUAUGAAGUAUCUUGGGGCAGAGAUCAUAUCUCAUAUCUCAAAGGUGGACAAGAAGUUCAGUUGUCCUUGGAACGAUUUUCAGGGUGUGGAUUUAUGUCAAAAGCUUACUAUGGGUCUGGAUUCUUUCGAAUGAUGAUUAAAGUACCUCCUAAGGAUUCUGCAGGCGUUGUCACAGCUUUUUAUCUGCAUAGAGAUAUAGGCGACGUACAUGAUGAGUUAGACUUCGAGUUCUUGGGAAACAGGCCAGGCAAGAAGAUUAAGUUGCAAACAAAUGUGAUCAUAAAUGGCAUUGGCGGGAGAGAACAAGGAAUCUAUCUUUGGUUUGAUCCCACAGCAGAUUUUCAUGAAUACAGAAUUCUAUGGAACCAACACCAAAUUGUGUUUUUUGUCGAUGACACACCAAUAAGAAUAUUCAAGAACGACAACUACACAAGUGUAAUCGGGUACCCAAGUCUGCCAAUGCAAGUGCACAUAAGCAUAUGGAACGCGUCUUGGGCCACUGAUGGAGGAAAAACCAAAAUCAUUUGGUCGCAUUCACCAUUUCAGGCCCAUUUUCAAUAUUUUCAUAUUGAUGGGUGCCCUUCAGAUCAAAAUAUCCCAAACCAAGACUGUUAUUCCACGAAAUAUCGGUGGAAUAUAGAAAAGUACUGGCAGAUAAACCCUCGUCAAAAGAAAAAAUAUGAUAAUGUCCGAAAGAAAUAUUUGUAUUAUGACUAUUGUACCGGUAAAGGUGUCACUCGUCCAGAGUGUGUUGGGCAUAAUUUAACAAUUUGAUUGUUAAGUACUAUUGGAUUUGUCUGUUUUGGUCGAUUGUUGUUGCUUGAUUGA
Messenger RNA from Erigeron canadensis, 974 nucleotides. Its product is annotated as xyloglucan endotransglucosylase/hydrolase protein 2-like. Gene Ontology annotation, biological process: xyloglucan metabolic process; cell wall biogenesis. NCBI's taxonomy places the organism in Eukaryota, Viridiplantae, Streptophyta, Magnoliopsida, Asterales, Asteraceae. The record is from RefSeq and is a predicted model, not a curated record. Gene Ontology annotation, molecular function: xyloglucan:xyloglucosyl transferase activity; hydrolase activity, hydrolyzing O-glycosyl compounds. The coding region runs from base 39 to 920 and encodes 293 amino acids. The transcript is spliced from 4 exons.